AUGGAGGAUCUCGCCAAGGAUGUUAUAUACUUUGCUAGAAUCUUGAGGUCACUCUGCAUUGAAGAACAAAAGAUUGAAGGUCUUUGUCGGGAUAUUCAAAGCAGCUAUAAAAGAAGCUUUGUUAAAGUUGAAAAGGAAGAUGAUAAAGUUGAGGUGGAAGAGGAAGUACCUGAGAGUCUUGUCCGGGAGAUCGAGAACGCUUUGUCAAAGGCAAGACUUGCACUUGAAAAUUCUGAGCUAAGGGCCGAAAAAUCAAGCAAACCUCCAAAACGGCCAGUCGAUGCUUCUUGUGUGGGUAAAAGAGUCUCCAAAACGUCUACUGUGACUGAAAAAGGUAAAUCCAAGCCCCAAAAGCAAGUCGUAAGCCGUGCCAUUGCGUCUGGCAGCAAAAAUCGCAACCCUACAACCACAAAACACCGACCUCGCGGUGAUCGAACUGUUUCUAACUACGAUUCUCGUCGAACUUUGAUGCACUCAUAUCUUGGCUGGUAUUUUGGCGACUGUUCUGUCAAUUACUGUCACUCGUUUUCAGAUUGGAGUGUGGCCACACCGGGACAACAUCAGUGGCGAAAUCAAAUGCUGGAAAACUUUGUUGCUCUCUUCAACAUUGCUAUGCAUUUCAAACCGAUUCUUCUAGGCGAUGAAAACACUGCCGUUAAAAUUGCGAACCCACCUAAACAGAAGGAUUUCGCUCCAUCGAUGGAAACCAUAUGGAGAGCCUACGUCUGUUCAGGUCAAAAAGUCCCUUCUUAUACUGAUCCACCGAUCGAGAUUCCCUCUCGUGCAUUCCGAUUAACCCUCGGACCGGCGGUAUUUUCAAAUCAUCCUGAAGUAUAUCGUGAUUUUCAACAAAUGGUGGGUCUUUGGAGUGACAUCCUUCACCUUCAAAGGCGCCUUCAAUGUCUGGAUUACAUUGAAAGCAGACUUCCACACUGGUUACGCCUAAUCGCUGAACAGCCUACUGAAAAGGCGUCGACUCUGCGUCUUCUCUGUCAAAUAGCGUGUGACUGCUAUCCAGUGACGAUAGAAAGGGAAUAG
Messenger RNA from Hydatigera taeniaeformis, 1038 nucleotides. The record is from the annotation of a GenBank genome assembly. NCBI's taxonomy places the organism in Eukaryota, Metazoa, Platyhelminthes, Cestoda, Cyclophyllidea, Taeniidae.